AUGUUGAGAAAUAAAAGGAGGAGAGAUAAAAAAGAAGAUGAUGAAGACAAUGAUGAAGAAGACAAUGAUAAAGAAGAGGAAGAUGAUAAAGAUGAAGUUGAAGAAGAUAAAGAUGAAGAAGAUAAAGAUGACAAAGUAGAAGAUGGCGGUUGCGGUGCUUGGAAAAAUAAAUAUGUUGCUAUGGAUCCGGUUUCUGUUGUCAAUGUUAUCGACUUAUUCGUUGCUGUUGGGUUUGCUGCUGAAAAAAAUUGUAUUGGACUCGAAUAUUUAGAUAUUAACAUUUGA
Molecule: messenger RNA, 285 nt
Organism: Entrophospora sp. SA101
Lineage: Eukaryota; Fungi; Glomeromycota; Glomeromycetes; Entrophosporales; Entrophosporaceae
Source: the annotation of a GenBank genome assembly